CUGGCAUUCUGUAAAAGCCUUUACAAUUAGCUAAUGAUACACGUGCGAAAAUUGACCGGCAAUUGCAUAUACACGUGAAUGUAUAUGCGUAAAUAGUGAAGUUAGAAUUCUGUGAUUGACAGUGGCUUUUGGAGCCACUUGUUUCUACUAGUUGUAAAUCGAGGAUCAGUGCGACCAGUAGUAGCGAGAGGAGUUGUCAGAUGCCACUCGGUAACAAGCCAGAAUGCACGAAAUGCGGGACCCGCGAGACCCCGCUGUGGCAUUCCACCGACGCCGGUAAUUUGUGCAAUGCCUGUCUGGAGGACGAGCGGAAUGCCGAGGCAAACGCGUGCCCCAAAACGGACGAGGAGGACAAAAGUGCGAACAUAUUAAAGCCUACCAGGAGAAGCACGAGAAUAACAAGAUACUGUAAUUCGAAGUCUUCUGGGCCUCAUAAGGUGGUGCCCAAAGGCAAAGGUCGCAGGAAUUUGUUCAAGAAAACGCCUGUCAAAGCACCUACAGCUACUGCAACUCCAGUUACCAGCAGUUUUGUAUUUUAUAAAGGUACAUAUUUUCAAGUUGGUGACAUAGUAUCUAUGCAAGAUAUAGAUGGAGGCAUUUAUUAUGCUCAAAUACGUGGCUUAUUGAUUGAUCAAUAUUGUGAAAAAAGUGCUGCUGUUACUUGGUUAUUACCUACUACAGCAAGUCCUCCACCAGAAGAAGGAUUCACUCCUGAAACAUAUAUAAUUGGCCCAGAAGAGGACUUACCGCGAAAGUUAGAGUGUAUGGAAUUUGUAAUGCAUGCUCCAUCAGAUUAUUAUAAGUUGAAAAACACGCCUUAUCCACCACCUCUUACAGAAAAAGGAGUGGGCUACAUAUGGACAACUCUUAGAAAUGAAAUGGCCAUAUCUAAAAAGUAAUCAUAAUCGUAUUAGAACAUAAUCAUUAAUUUCAUUAAUUAUGCCUUCAUUAAUUUAUUACAAAAUUGCUGUUUGUAAAAUCAGCAUUUUUAGUUAAAUAUUUCAUUGUAAUUGAUAAUGUUCUUGACAACAGAAUUGUAAAAUUUCAUGAAAGUACUGAUAUGACAAAGAUACUUUGUAUAGAUUUUAUAUAUAUUUGAUUUUAUAUUAUUGUGUAUUUUGUAGCAUAUUGAAUUCUGUAUUCUUAAUAUAAUCAAUAAGUUGAGCUAGAAACUAGAUUCCAGGUAAAAUUUAAGCUAUAUAAUAAUAUAAAUUUAAUUUUUGCAUAAUAUAUUAUUGUGUAUAGUAGAAAUAUAAUUUUAAGAAACGGAGAAUAAUACACACUGCUAGCUUUUGCAUUAAAUAUAUUUUUGUUACAAUUUAACAUAUUGGUGCUUUGUAUUUCUGAUGAGAGUUUCUCGUGCAAAAUGCGCUAGACUAUUUCAAACAGUGGAAAACUGAUAAUAUCUUAGUUGAAUUCGUGGAGAUCUGAUGUCUUUUUUUUAUAUAUACUUUCUCUAGCAUUCUUUUACGUAUAAAAUUGCAAUGACUAUCUUCACAAUUGCCUGAUUUCUCUUUUUCUCUUUUGUACAUAUAAAUUUUCUCAGGACUCAACUUAUAUAUAUAUAUAUAUAUAUAUAUAUAUAUAAAUGUACAUAUAUAGGUAUUUUUUCUCUUUUCCUCUCUUUCUCUCUCUCCAUUUAUUUUUCUAUCAAUAUAAACCAUAGUCC
This is a messenger RNA of Odontomachus brunneus, 1669 nucleotides long. RefSeq names its product GATA zinc finger domain-containing protein 1. The transcript is spliced from 3 exons. The record is from RefSeq and is a predicted model, not a curated record. Gene Ontology annotation, biological process: chromatin organization; regulation of DNA-templated transcription. Bases 201 to 899 code for a protein of 232 amino acids. Gene Ontology annotation, cellular component: nucleus. Gene Ontology annotation, molecular function: zinc ion binding; sequence-specific DNA binding. Lineage: Eukaryota; Metazoa; Arthropoda; Insecta; Hymenoptera; Formicidae.